Molecule: messenger RNA, 2808 nt
Organism: Daphnia pulicaria
Lineage: Eukaryota; Metazoa; Arthropoda; Branchiopoda; Diplostraca; Daphniidae
Exons: 2
Coding region: 500-1978 (492 amino acids)
Molecular function (GO): protein binding
Source: RefSeq, a predicted model, not a curated record
UUCAUUUUUCUAGUCAGUGAAACAUGGGAAGGGUUAUCGAUAAUGGUGACAAACAAGUGCGGUCGAAAACUCGAAAUGUUACAGUUUUUGACGUUGAGUUAGUGAUUAUUUGAUUGAGUCUUGAACAAAACGCAUUCGGCUAUGUUCAGGUAUCUUUUGUCUCGCUUGAUCUGAUCCGACGUCAUUUGGUCUGAUAGGAAACCUUCGCGUACAUUCGCCCAUUCGUUCGUUGUAGCCAACUUGAUACUUUAGCCUCACUAUGUAAUUUUUUAACAAAGAUCCUUAUAAAAUUCGAGUUAAUGACGUGAUGUGAACGACUUUUUUUUACGGAAAUUUCAUUAUUUGGUAUGUAGGCCUAUAUAUUAGUUUCUAACUUGUUCCGUGGAGGGCGCAGUGGCGCACGUUGGGAAGUACUCGGAAUAUACAAUAUCUAAAUUUAGAAGUUGAGCUACUAGGACGCUGAGUUCUGUGUCCACACACCGGCUAUGGACGAUCCAGCAUGAUAUCCCAAAAAUGUCAUCCAUUCCACCAGCAACACCAGCCGGUGGUGGAGCGUGGUUUCCUACUGCUGUCAUUCAGCCGAGUUCAGUCCAAGGAAACAAUGUCACGAUCCGGUUCUGCAUCGUCGGGCCUGGCCAAAGGAAAAUCGUUCGUUAAAAAGCUGCUCUACGCCCAACGAUACGACGUGGCAAAAGAUGUGACGUGUGUCAUCCCCGAGCUGUUGCUAGAAGAUUACAUCCUGCAGGAGAGGGGCAAAUUUUGUGACUUGCAAUUCACCGAGUAUUUGAAAAACCCAAAGUCAAACAUCCAAGUGCUCAAGUCGGGACUGAAAAGUAAGACCCUAGAAGUUUACGUUUACUCCAACCCGCUGCCAUUUGCUACAACUUUGGAGAAAAUGAGCGCAAGGAGAAUCCUGAAUCUGCCCAAACUGCCAUCCAUUUGCGACUUGACGAUUCACGCUUUCGUCGUUUUCAGGACGUACGACUACGCCACGCGUAGGGAAAUGUGGUGGUCAUUAGAAAAAAAUGGCCACUACACUGUUCUGCAACAUUCCUCGUGCAGGUCGGACGUUGUUGCGAAGAUCUACGACAUUGAAAAAAAAGAAUUCGUCCAACGGUUGGAGCCAGUCAAAGAACUGACAAGAGCUGCCAGUUUUUCCCAGUUGAACAAUUUAUUCACGGCGUUUUGGGAAACAUGUCAAUUCAGCACAAAGUACCAUCUGAUCAAAGCAAACUGUCAGAACUUUGCAUCGUUCGUUUUCAAAAUAGCCAAUUGCGAAGGGAAAACGUGGUGGACUCUCACGAGCAAAUUGGUCGACAUUCUGACGCCUGGGAGUCUGAAAAAGGGUUCCGGAGUUGAAUCAGAUGCCAUCAGACACUAUUGGCUUGUCGGAAGCGAGAAGCGCGAUCUCUACAUAUCGCUUAUCAAAAACAAGGAUGGUGCGCUGAUUACCAGUCUCAUCAUUGAGGCAUUCCCAAUCAACGGUAGAGACUCUCAAGGCUAUACAAUGCUCGAAUGGAGCAGAGCCUUUGAAAGAAAGGACAUUGGAGACUAUUUAGAGAAGAAAGGAGCCAUUCCGUCAGAAUCAUUCCGCCGCAAUGUCAUUUCCAUAGCUCUUCAAUAUUCAGAUUCACACGAUCCCAAAAUAUCUUUCGACGGCGUUGACGUGACCAGUGUCAACCAAACGGGCGACACGAUCCUCCAUUGUGCGCUGUACGGAGGCAAGUGGAAAGUAGUUAAGAAAAUUCUGGAAGAAUUAAGCACAAAUUGCGACUUUAACGCAUUGAAUUCUUUGAACGAAACGCCACUUCAUCUGGCUGCCAAAUUGGAAUGCUCAAUCAACAAGUUCGAAGCGCUUUUGAGUCGAAUUGACCCGGAAAAGGUAUUAAACAUUCCAGAUCUUUUCGGGUACACUCCGCUCCACUAUAUGCCGUCGACGUUCGUUUGCCGAACGAGAAGAAAAUUAAACUAUUAUUAGACAAAGGAGCGGACAUUAAUUCCAAGACGAAAAAAGGAUACACGGCUCUUCACUUUGCACUGUGGCACAAAUCGGCGACUGUUACCGAGGAAUUAUUGAGUCAUGUCAAGCUUGUCGAUGGGAAUGAAGUAGAAGAUGCGGAUGUAAACUCGAUGGAUGACUACAACCGGACGGCGUUACACUAUGCUUGUUGGUGGUCAGGUAUUCCAGUCGGCCUGUUUAAGACAAUUUUGGAGAAACAGCCACUGAUAUGAAUGGAAAGGACCAACUUGGCUACACCGGUCUUAUUAUAGCUUUAUUUUGUAAAAACAAAGUCGCCACGGAAGAACUGCUGACACAUAGCCGGACACUUGUGGAUGGAACAGAAGAGUGUGUGGACGUUAACAUUCGAAAUAACGAUGAUGAAACAGCCCUUCACUGGGCUUCUGCAUGGCCAAACAUUCCGGAAAAAUUAUUCCAGAAAAUUUUGGAUGGUUCCGCAGAUAUCCAAACGAAAGACUGCUGCGGAACUACUCCUAUUGAUAUCGCCAUCAAAUAUAAAUCGUUGAAUGCCCAAUUCUUACUUGGCAAACAAUGCAAAAAAUGAAAGAAGAAAAAAUAUUUACUGUAUUUGUUGGCCCAUUUUUGAAUUUUAGUUGCAAUGUUACAGCUUUAGAAUAUUUUCCUAUUUGUGUAAACAAAAUUGUGUCCAUUGCCCCCCAAAACUGAUAUAAUCUUGUGAUAGCGUUAUCUGUUCUUGCUCAUGGAAUUUUGAAACAAAAUUGACGCGUGUAGAAUUUGGGGUGUAAUGAAUUGGCAAAGUUGAAAAUUAAUAAAAUGAAUCUGAAAUA